Molecule: messenger RNA, 1463 nt
Organism: Hydractinia symbiolongicarpus
Lineage: Eukaryota; Metazoa; Cnidaria; Hydrozoa; Anthoathecata; Hydractiniidae
Exons: 4
Coding region: 257-955 (232 amino acids)
Source: RefSeq, a predicted model, not a curated record
AAUUUCACUAACGUGUGCGAUUUUUUAAACGGGAUACCUAAUCCAUGUAUUGUAGUGUUCAUCUUUAGUAAUCUGUGUAUUCCAUCACCUUAGUAACAAGACAAUUCGCAACAUGAAAUUAUGUCGUUUCAUCAAAAGUAGGUCGUAAUUAUAAGAACAACACUUUUUAAUAGAUUGUGGUUUAUCAUUAUAAAACUUUUGAAAGCAUACCAAGAUCGUUUAGCAAGAAACAUUCAACAAGCAUCAUUUGUAGGACAUGGGAAAUGAUGUUGCAAAAGAAGAAGUUAGUAACAUAGAGGAAGAAGAAAUAAACCCUGUGAAGGAGUUUACAGUUGAAGAUGUACCAGAAGAUAAGUAUAUGCUUGAAGAUAUUUCUUCAGAUUCAUGCGAGAUUAAAAGUACUAAUACAACAAGAGAGAUUGAAAUCUAUUGUAAACAUCUAGUUCGCUGUAAUUUCCGAGGUCAGACGAACUUAAAUGACGAGAAGUCUAUGGAUAAAUCUCAAACCAAAACAAAACUGAAUUUGGGCUAUUACUUAAAACUGCUAGAUCGAGUAAUACGAGAAACUGAACCAGUAAAUUUUACGGCUGACGAUGAAGAAUACACACAAAUAAUCAAUAUGGUAGCUGUAAGAAGAAAAAGAGAAGGGGAAACAACUAAAGAAUGUUUUGAACGUUUGCUGCGCCACAAUCAAAGAUUUAAAAAAGUUUAUUGUGCUAGGACAAAAAAAUCUGAAGAAAUGAAAACUAAACAAUACUGGGGAACACGCCAACAGUUGCUUGCUGGAAAAGUAAUAGCAGACUGGGUGGAUGUUGAAGGGGGGGCAUUAGAUCCAAUUUUUGGUGUACUUCUACAACCAAAUGCAGGUCGUGUUGGACCAGGAGAUACAGGGCUAAUACAUGACGCCUUGUUUGAUCAAACAGGACCUAUGGCGUUAUUAUGCAGCCGCCCAUGAUGCAUUUGGAUAUCUUUAUACGUCACAUAGUGUUGGACCUGGAUACAAUUAUUUAGGUCGCGAGAAGUUAGAUAAAAGUAACUGUAUGGCUGGUCAGGUUAGUGGGCUUGACUUUUGGAAGGAAGAAUUAAAGAAAUUCGAUGUCAUAAUUAAUUUACCUGGCCUACAAAAUGCUGCAACAAAAAUUAGGUUAUAACGAAUUACCAGUCCGCGUGUUCGGUUCCGAAAAACGGGGUUGAUAAACAUUUAUUUUACACUGAGAAGGAGUACACGCAUCCCUGGCUUACGUGCAAGUACAUAGGAAAAAUCACCAAACGCAACAACAAUAGUCUGUGUAACGAAGCAACAUGUUCUUUGUACAACAUUCAACUUUUCGUUGCUUUCAUUGUGACUUCUGCUACACAUUAUCAUUUAGAAUAUUAUACCAGUAGAAGAUGUAUGUUAUUUUUAGUACGUUGAUAAUAUAUUACAUACGGGUAAACAAGCAAAGUGUUGGUGCAUUAGACCG